Molecule: messenger RNA, 6458 nt
Organism: Mizuhopecten yessoensis (Yesso scallop)
Lineage: Eukaryota; Metazoa; Mollusca; Bivalvia; Pectinida; Pectinidae
Product: NAD kinase-like
Exons: 11
Coding region: 439-2718 (759 amino acids)
Biological process (GO): NAD+ metabolic process; NADP+ biosynthetic process
Molecular function (GO): NAD+ kinase activity
Source: RefSeq, a predicted model, not a curated record
GCUAAUAUAAGCUUAAUCAGUGUACCAUGCAACAACGGCUGAAUGCCCAGUUUCGUCAUAUAUAUUCAACCUGACAGCCCACUGGGUAUUAGAAGAAAAAAAAAUUGAAGACGGUGCCAUGAUGAAGUGAUGCCCAGCUGAACAUUUGAUGAAGUUGAUUAUCGAAGUUGUUUACAAGUGUUACCUGUCACAGCUGGUAGUUAAUGUAUCCACUCUCAAAAUUACCUACCUGUAAGCAGGGCCUGGGAUAUUUUAAGGAUGAUUAAGACCUGAGUGACCUAGUAGGUAAAACUGUGACACGGUGUUGUGAUGGAUGUUAAUACUGUCACAGUAAAUAUAUGCAUGUGCUAUGGUUCAACAUGAUAACACAUUGUAUCAGUGCUGCAAUCAGUGAAAAGCCUUAAACGGUCUUUAAGGAUUUUAAAACUAUUUGAGAAAAUGAGGAUCGGAGAUUGUGGAGAAUUUUCCCAGCAAAGUUCUCAGAAUACAGGACUGCAGACACUUUACAGGAAAGAGUUGAUAAAGAAAACUCAAGGAAUGUCGGAGGAUUUUACUCCGUCAUUUGACGCCUCACAGCAGCAAACUGACCAGGAUGUAAACUUUCCUGACAUCCUGGUAACUCAGCGCAACGAAUCCGAUCACACGACUUACCGGCUUUGUCAGUCACAUCAAUGUUUUGUUACCCCAGGGAUGUUACCAUGGAUACCACCUACAAACAAUCUUGACCUUCCAACCAAUGUAAAGGCUUUAGUGUGUGAUUCUGAAGUUUUAGGUGAAAGUUUGAUUCUGGAGAAUGACUCCAUUAAAUUACUACCUCCUGUAUACGUAGAUGAUGAGUGUCAAAAGUCGCCCCACGAAUCAGGAAACAAAGGAAAUUUAAAUCUUACAGAUUGUGCAUGUAAACAUUCCAUGGUUCACAUAUGCACACAAAACAAAAACAAUUCAUGUUUACACUGUAGUAAAAUAUUGUAUCAAUGUAAUUGCCCAAAAACUCAAAAGUCAGAAAUCCGGAAAAUUUCUCAUGAGAAAUCCAAUGGAGUUGUUGUGGAGUGGAGGAUGAACAUCAGAAACAUUCCUCAGGCUUGUGGGCAUCGUAUGGAUAUAGGUCAAACUGAGAUCUGUAGGUGUAACAGAAAUGUCCCUUCACCAAAUAUAUCAUUGUGUGACUUAGAUAUCUCUCAUGUACACAAUCGGAGGAUAUCCGAUGGUGAACGAACAGUACUUUGUGGAAAACUAGAGCAAAAUAACAAUGUUGGUGAAUUAACAGUUCAAUCAGAGCUUAUAUGUGAUCAUGAUCAUUUAAGGGAACGGAAGGAUGUACAUGUCGAUACAUUGCAAACAAAAGGUAAAGGAUUAGACCUUAACAGGAAAAUCAGUUCUGAAGUUCAAGGUGCAGAAAAUUCUGCAGUGAAACAAGAGAACUGUGCUUGUUCUGGACAAACUUUACCCGUCUCAAAAAGUGAACCAGACUCUAUUUUAAACAGUACCCAUCAGUGCAAAAACAAAAACACUUAUAUUACUAGUAGUGGCAACAGUAACUGUGGAAUAUCGUCGAGUCGAAAUGGUUAUCGUGGAAUAUCUCGACAAACCGAGUCUGGGAAGUACUCGGUGUGCCCAAAAUACGAAACUCCUUGCACCAAUGGAAGCUUUCAUUACACAGCCUGGACAAUACCAGACCCUCGUAACCAGAAGCUGACCUGGAACAAACCUCCACUGACGGUCCUUGUAGUGAAGAAGCUGUUUGACGAUGGUGCCCUGACAGCCUUCCUUAACCUUGUCCAAUGGCUUGUCAAGGUAAAGAACAUGCUGGUGUACUGCGAAUCGUCUGUUUUAGAAGAUUCCAUACUUAAGGUGGAUGACAAGUUCAAGGAAAUACAGAAUAAGCUUCAGAUCUUCAACGGAGAAAAGGAUGAUCUGACAAACAAGGUGGACUUUAUCAUUUGUCUGGGAGGGGAUGGUACACUGCUGUACGCGUCAUCGUUAUUCCAGAUGAGUGUGCCACCAGUGAUGGCAUUCAACCUUGGUUCCUUGGGAUUUCUAACUCCAUUCCACUUCAAUAACUUCAAGGAACAAGUCACUGGUGUGUUAGAAGGAAAUGCCAGUUUACUACUGAGAUAUCGCCUCAAGUGUAUAGUUAGCAAGAGGGAUGGCGGUUCACCUAGCAAAACUUCCAUACCAACCAAAGUAGGAGCACGAAUACUGGUUUUUAAUGAAGUGGUAAUAGACCGGGGGCAGUCAUCAUAUCUCACCAACCUUGACCUCUAUGUGGAAGGUCGCCUCGUCACUACAGCACAGGGUGACGGAAUCAUCAUCUCCACACCUACAGGAAGUACUGCAUACGCCAUGGCUGCUGGAGCCUCUAUGGUUCACCCCAGUGUUCCCGCCAUCGUUAUUACACCUAUCUGUCCACAUUCCUUGUCCUUUCGACCAAUCGUAGUGCCCGCAGGGGUGGAAAUUAAGGUGAGCGUGGCUCCUGAUUCACGGAAUCCGGCAUCAGCAUCAUUUGAUGGGCGGGAUCGCCAGGAGAUUACCCAGGGGGACAGUGUGAUCAUCACAACAGCUCAAUAUCCAGUACCCUCCGUGUGUUUUAAAGAUCAAAUGGAUGAUUGGUUUGAUAGUUUAGCAGAAUGUUUACACUGGAAUGUCCGCAAACCACAGAAACCUCUCGCCUCCACUCCGAGUGUAACCAGUCUAGACUCUAUGGACCUCAGUAAUUAGCAUUCCAUUGACCUCUGACCAUGGGUUGACCUUUUAACCUUUAGUCAACCCUGAAUUUUGACCAAUCAUUGACCAAUCAACACAUUCUUGGCAAUAACUUUUGAUAUAUUGGUGCUAAACCUAACAGCCUCUCAGACUUACACAUCCGUCAUCAGUUCAAAUCAAAUACUCUGAUGUCAAAGUUCAAUCAUAGCUAGGCACAGCAUCAACUGGAGAUUACUUUUCAGACCUUACCUAACAAUAUGUGCCAAGCUGGAAACAUUUAUAUCACUUAACUUCUAAUCUGUCAUGUGUUGACUACUUCUUUACUUCGGUCAGCUCUGUGCUGUCUGGCACUUGAGGUGAUGACAAGGCUUCAAUGAUGCUGCUGCUCUGGGGCACUUCUCCAGAAUCAUUCAUCUGUUUUUGAGAUUCCCAACGAUUUACCUUCACAUCUCAGUUGCCUGUGUUUCAUUCCCCUGAGGUUUCCAUCACAGGCCCACUCCAGGAUGCUAGAUGACAUGUCAGUGCCCUAAAUGAGCUACUGUGUACCAGAAAAUUUUCAACGCAAUUUAACUUUUCACCUUUCUUGUCCUCAGUAAUGAUGGCGAAUUUACCACAUUCAAAAUAGAUACACAACAUACUAUACGGAGAAACAACAUGUUAAGGGUGAAAUUAACACUGGGUGAAGAUGCAUUUCGUAGGCGAAGGGCGAAAGUUUGUCUGGGGAAAAGUUUCUAAGUAUACAGAAUUUACACCAAUGGCGGUGCUCAUCCCUGUACUGUUCAACAGUUGCCUCUUGGAGAAGGUGUUUGGCCUGAAGAUCGUGAGAAUGUACCCCCGGCAAUUAGUCUGUACUACAGCAGUGAAUACAUUCAUAUCAUUGUAUUGUGUGUUACCUGAUGUUACAACAAUCAUCAAGAAGUUACGAAAACCACAAUGGAUAUGGUGACAGGAAGGCAAUAAUUAUGAGUUGUAGAUGGUAAGAGAAUGGGUUUUGGUCACCAAUAUUUGUAUACUGCCUUAAUAGUCUGAUAGUAGAACCCCUCUGAAUUAAGCAGUUAUGUACUUUCUUCAUAAAUCUCCCUUAAAAUACAAAACUUGUAUUUAAGAUCCUUUGUAGAUUGUAAACUGUGUUGUGUUACCGUAUUUAUCCUGCAAUAAGCCCAUGCCUGGUAAUAAGCCCACAAAUAUAUAUUGCAUACUGCCAAAAAAAAUUGUUUCAUUGUCCUAUAAUAGGACCCACCACACCCCUUCCCUGUCAGAGAUUAUUUGAUGGUACCGUUGUCCUAUAAUAGGACCCACCACCCCUUCCCCUGUCAGGGACUAUGUGAUGGUACCAUUUUCCUAUAUUAGGACCCACCCGCCCCUUCCCCUGUCAGCGAUUAUGUGAUGGUACCAUUGUCCUAUAAUAGGACCCACCCGCCCCUUACCCUGUCAGAGACUAUGUGAUGGUAACUAAUGGUCCUAUAUUAGCACCCACCCGCCCCUUCCCCUGUCAGAGAUUAUGUGAUGGUACCAUUGUCCUAUAAUAGGACCCAUCCGCCCCUUACCCUGUCAGAGACUAUGUGAUGGUAACUUAUUGUCCUAUAUUAGCACCCACCUGCCCCUUCCCCUGUCAGAGAUUAUGUGAUGGUACCAUUGACCUAUCAUAGGACCCACCCGCCCCUCCCCCUGUCAGAGAUUAUGUGAUGGUACCAUUGUCCUAUAUUAGCACCCACCUGCCCCUUCCCCUGUCAGAGACUAUGUGAUGGUACCAUUGUCCUAUAAUAGGACCCAUCCGCCCCUCCCCCUGUCAGAUAUUAUGUGAUGGUACCCUGGACUUAUAACAGGAUAAAUACGUUAUGUACAGAAAUUCAAUGAAGGACUUAUCAGAAAAAGAUAAUGAAUGCUUUUGCAAAGAAAAAUUGUAUUCAUUGUAUGGAAAGAAAUACUGUAUACAUGAAGACAUUUACUGAGGUAAUUAUACCCAAAAAAUACAUUAAGUAUAAGAUAAACAAUUAUUAAAUGUAAAUUUAAUUCAAUACCUGUAUUUGUUAUGUGUGAUGUUUCUAUACCAGCUUGCAUUUUAGAGAAGUAGUUUUUUUAAAGGAUGGGCAUUACCUUUGCUGUGAGUAUGUUAUCACACUGAAUAGUUUACUAUAUACAUAUGUAUAUGAACUGUUUUUAUUUGUGUAACUAACACCGGUAUAUCUCAUUUGCUUCAAAAUAAUGAUAAACAUAAAUUGCCAACUAGGGUGUUCAAAAUCACACAAAUCCCCAAAAUGGUAAAAAACAGUGUCAAUUCAAAUCAAAUCCUUCUUGGUGUGCGUAGGUUAAAUUUUUAAUUCUAAAUGUGUGGAAGUAAAUUUAUGAAAAGUGUGAAAGUUUAAUGACAUGUACAUGUACCUUUAGCAGUUUGUCACAGUAGACUGAUGUUCUGAGGGAUACAGUGAAGGUAUAACCAUUAGAUGACAAUCCUGUAAAUAUUUGUUGUUUUAGAGGAAGAUUAGUGUUUCUUCACUUAUCCAUAUCCACCAUAUCAAAGAUUAAAUGACUUUUACAACAUAUGUAUCUAGUACAAGAUUUUCGAAACAAGUCAUAAUUAUUUAUUUUAGCUUGCAAGAGGAAAAAUUGUAACAAGAUUCAUAAUUGCAUACAAAACGGAAGCAAAUUUAAAAUCCUCUUAUCAGCGGAUCAAAAAUUUCUGAGAAUAUUGCAAAGAAAAACCAAAAGUGCCUGAAAUGAAAUUCUACCAUGUUUGCUAUUUGUGACACGAUACCAUAUUUAUCCUGCAAUAAGCCCACCCAGAUAUUGCAGGUGAGGAAAAAAUGCCCACCAAUGCUGUUUCUUUGUCCUGUUAUAAGCCCACUCCCUACUUUGAGACAAAGAUUGUGUUGACCCGACGGUUUAUUGGAGGAUAAAUAUGGUAAGAGAAUCUGGUGAUAUCUAAUGUUAUUAAAAAACAUCUCAUUAUUACACUUACAUUAUCGAUGAAAUCAUUCUGUCAUAAACAUGAGUUCAUAAACAAAAGGAUGUGACUUUGAUGUAUUCACACAACAGCAUGGUGACAUUUGUAGAAUUUUCUUCAGGUUUUUCUAUACAACACUUAAGUAAAUCGUGUGAAUGGAAAAAUAGCUGCAAUACUUGAAAAUCUUAUCGAUGAUCAACUCUAUUUGCUGUCCCAAUUUUGUAUAUCUACAUGAUUAUGUACACUGCACCGUUACCUACAGCACUGGCAAAUUAUAACACUAUAAGUAAUGUAAGUAGUAUAGGACUGUCUCAAGCUGAGAAAUAUAUAAAUGCACCAAUAUUAUGUAAAACUUUCUAACAUGAAAUACUAUUGUGUUGAGAAGGUUUAUAAUUAAAACCCAAAAGUGUAGAUAUUUUUGACCCCAGUGCAUUUAUAAAAUACUAACCAUGGUUUUAUUUUAUUGUAGAGAUAAGUGUAAUAAGACAUUGUUGACGAUAUGUUAGUACUUUUAUUAAGAAAGUUCACCAUCACCCCAUCACAACAUAGUAAGACCACCUAGCCAUCACAGAUGUAUCGAGAUCCCAAUGCAACUUAGUCUAUCCAUUAACAAAUUUGAUUCAGAGAGGUUAUUAGCAAGUCAAGUGGAAAAAGCGAAGUACGUACUACUGGUAAUCAACUUGAUAAAUGUCGGAGAAAGAUAGAAAAGGAUCCUUAAUCAAUUGAUUUGUGUAAGUUUUAAGGAUGUACACCUCUGAGAAGUCAAAAUUUUCCUGUAUUAAUUUGUUUUUCUUAUAUGAAUUUUUGGAAA